This is a messenger RNA of Jaculus jaculus (lesser Egyptian jerboa), 2811 nucleotides long. RefSeq names its product E2F transcription factor 2 (gene E2f2). Gene Ontology annotation, biological process: regulation of transcription by RNA polymerase II. Bases 13 to 1308 code for a protein of 431 amino acids. Gene Ontology annotation, molecular function: DNA-binding transcription factor activity, RNA polymerase II-specific; RNA polymerase II cis-regulatory region sequence-specific DNA binding; protein dimerization activity. NCBI's taxonomy places the organism in Eukaryota, Metazoa, Chordata, Mammalia, Rodentia, Dipodidae. The record is from RefSeq and is a predicted model, not a curated record. Gene Ontology annotation, cellular component: RNA polymerase II transcription regulator complex. The transcript is spliced from 7 exons.
GCCGCGCUCAUCAUGCUGCGCGGGCCGCGGACCCUGGCUCAGGCCACUGCGCAGCCCACACAAGGGGUGUCAGCUUUGAGCCCCACGCAGUUGUGGCCUCCGGGUCUCAGCAGCCCCCAGCUCUGCCCGACCACCACCACCACCUACUACACCUCGCUUUACCCGCAGACCGUACUUCCCGGUGCGGCGUUGGGCACCUGCCUGGACGCCACUCCCCACGGACCCGAGGGCCAAGUUGUGCGAUGCGUACCCGCGGGCCGGCUGCCGGCUAAAAGGAAGCUGGACCUGGAGGGCAUCGGGAGGCCUGUGGUCCCUGAGUUCCGGACUCCCAAGGGGAAGUGCAUCCUCGAUGGCCUGCCCAGUCCCAAAACCCCCAAGUCGCCUGGGGAGAAGACCCGGUAUGACACGUCACUGGGGUUGCUCACCAAGAAGUUCAUUUACCUCCUGAGCGAGUCGGAGGAUGGAGUCCUGGACCUGAACUGGGCGGCCGAGGUGCUGGACGUGCAGAAGCGGCGUAUCUACGACAUCACCAACGUCUUGGAGGGCAUCCAGCUCAUCCGCAAGAAGUCCAAGAACAACAUCCAGUGGGUCGGCAGGGGGAUAUUUGAAGAGCCCAGCCGGGCUACGAAGCAGCAGCAGCUGGAGCGGGAGCUGAAGGAGCUGACCAGCACGGAGCAGGCCUUGGACCAGCUUCUCCAGAGCUGUACAGCAAGCUUCAAGCACCUGACAGAGGAUAAAGGCAACAAGAAACUAGCCUAUGUGACCUACCAAGACAUCCGUGCUGUGGGCAACUUUAAGGAGCAGACGGUGAUCGUGGUCAAGGCCCCUCCACAGACAAGACUGGAAGUGCCUGAUGGGGCUGAGGAGAACCUGCAGAUAUAUCUGAAGAGCACCCAAGGGCCCAUCGAAGUCUACCUGUGCCCUGAGGAGGUGCAGGAACCAGAUAGUCCUGCUAAGGAGCCCCUCCCCUCCACCUCUACCCUCACUACUGACUGUGUCCAGCCCAGUAGCAGCGCCGACUCUGAGGUCACGGAGACCAUGGCCUCUUCAGCACCUGCACCAGACCUGCCUCCACCAGCGCCACCCCUUGUCCCCUUGGAAGCCACUGACAACAUGCUGGAGCUAUCACACCCACUUCUGCAGCAGACCGAAGACCAGUUCCUGUCGCCGAGUCUGGCCUGCAGCUCUCCUCUGAUCAGCUUCACCCCACCCUUGGACCAGGACGAUUACCUGUGGGGCAUGGAUGAGGGCGAGGGCAUCAGUGACCUCUUCGACUCCUACGACCUCGGAGACCUGUUGAUUAAUUGAGUGGCCCAGCCUGCCCAGCAGCUCUGCCCCUCUCUCUCUCUACCUCCUCUUGUAGACUGACAAUGGCCCUCUGCCUGGGUGGAGUCAGGGAACACGAGAUGCCACCUUCACUAGGAGGGGAGCGCCUUUUCUUCCCAGCCUUCCUGCUGGUGGGAAGCCAGCUGGGGAGAUGAGGAAGAAGUGGGUGAGGAGCCUACCAGGGGCCGGGUCCUGUUCUCCCUCCUUACCUGAGGACCACAGGUGCAGGUGACCAAGUACAGGGAAAGGCCCUGCCCCCUCCUUCUGAGGGGUUAGUAAGUUGGUCCCUUGAUUUUUCAAGAAGCACUUAAUGCCUUUGUAUUUAUUGCAGGUUGAGUUUUGUGUGCCCUCCCUGAAUUUUAGCAGGGAGGCUGUUCUAGUUUCUAGCAAGAUCUCCUCAGACAGGCCUGUCCCUGCCCCGCUGUCUAAGGGCAGACCUGGCUUUCAGGGGUCCAGGCCAACCUCCUGGAUUCCUCACAGCAGUGGGCUGGGGUCUCCCGGGGUGCCAUCUACUUUGCUGGAAUAAUGCUGAUUGCACUCAGGCCUCUUCGUUCUAGUAACUGCCAGGCCCUUUGACCUCUCAGCCUGACCUCUGCAGCUCAGGCAGCGGCCUGGGUUCCCAGUCUCCUCCAUCUUAGAGAAGGUUCUGGUAGCUAUACUGGGGGGGAGCUAGCAUUGAGGUUCCCCUGAAAACUGGAGCAGCUAGUAUUCAAGGAAGUCCUCUUCCUGUGGGAUGACUUAUCUCUCUGUCACCUCAGAACGUAAAAGCGACCCUCCAGCAAUCGGCUCCUGAGGGAAACAGGAAUGUAGAGGCAGCCAUCAUGGCUGCGGGGGCGCCUUUCCUUCUCCGUGCUUCCGCCAGGUCCUGCUCAGAGACCAGGGAGGUGGAGGCAGGGGUAAGAGCGACAUGAACACAGGAAGCACUCUUAAGAGUGGCUCUUGCUUUUGUGCUAAGAGUUUUUCCUUUCUUUCUUUGCUACGGUUGUUAGAGGGGAUGUUUAAGGAGCUCCUCUCCAAGCUCUCACACAGGCCCCCAAGGUGAGAGGUGAUGGGCUUGGUGACAUGUUGGCUCUUUCACACUGGAAUGCUGAGGUGACAGGGGGAAGAGUCAUUGCUGCAGACCAGCUCCCGCAGUUGGUGAGGAGAUGGGCUUUGGUGUCACCUCUUGGGGUGUGGGGCUCUGGGAAAGGCCUUCAGCUGACCAUCCAGAGUCCUAUGGUCCAGGUGAGGGCCGUAUAGGCAGCUUUUCUCUCCAGCCCCUCCUGGGACAGGGAGUGCUCUGGGCACUCCUUCUGGAGAGGGGCACCCAAGGGUGGGGGGUCUGAGAGGCCUUCCACCCACCCUCAGGGAGCUAGGGUUCCUCCGGGGCUCAGCAGGGCAGCACUUUUAUAAAAAAAUAAUUGUAGCAUUAAGUUGAUUUAAAAUAUGAAAUUGAACCUGGCAUGGUGGUGCACGCCUUUAAUUCCAGCACUGGGGAGGCAGAGG